This is a messenger RNA of Merops nubicus (carmine bee-eater), 451 nucleotides long. RefSeq names its product hemoglobin subunit beta. Gene Ontology annotation, biological process: oxygen transport; hydrogen peroxide catabolic process. The coding region runs from base 8 to 451 and encodes 147 amino acids. Gene Ontology annotation, molecular function: haptoglobin binding; heme binding; oxygen carrier activity. NCBI's taxonomy places the organism in Eukaryota, Metazoa, Chordata, Aves, Coraciiformes, Meropidae. The transcript is spliced from 4 exons. The record is from RefSeq and is a predicted model, not a curated record. Gene Ontology annotation, cellular component: blood microparticle; haptoglobin-hemoglobin complex; hemoglobin complex.
CGACACCAUGGUGCACUGGUCAGCCAAAGAGAAGCAGCUCAUCACUGGCAUCUGGGGCAAGGUCAAUGUGGCCGAGUGCGGUGCCGAGGCCCUGGCCAGGCUGCUGAUCGUCUACCCCUGGACCCAGAGGUUCUUCGCUAACUUCGGGAACCUCUCCAGCGCCACUGCUGUCACUGGCAACCCCAUGGUCCGUGCCCAUGGCAAGAAAGUGCUCACCUCCUUCGGGGACGCUGUGAAGAACCUGGACAACAUUAAGUCAACCUUCGCCCAGCUGUCCGAGCUGCACUGCGACAAGCUGCACGUGGACCCCGAGAACUUCAGGCUCCUGGGUGACAUCCUGAUCAUCGUCCUGGCUGCCCACUUCAGCAAGGAUUUCACUCCCGAAGCCCAGGCUGCCUGGCAGAAGCUGGUCCGUGCAGUGGCCCACGCCCUGGCCCGCAAGUACCACUAG